This is a messenger RNA of Serendipita indica DSM 11827, 4176 nucleotides long. The record is from the annotation of a GenBank genome assembly. Lineage: Eukaryota; Fungi; Basidiomycota; Agaricomycetes; Sebacinales; Serendipitaceae.
AUGUCUACAAAAGAUUUCAGUGCGAUCCCAGUCCUCACAACGGGCAACUACCUCGCAUGGUCCCAAAAGAUAGAUGGAUAUUUCACACUCAACAACCUCGAUGACCUUGUCUACGGACUCGAGCUCAGCCCUGACUCAGCACCCAAAGACCCUUCCACUGGUACGGAAGGCGAGGGGAGUGAGAGUUCAACCUCUUCCAAACAAUACGUUGCUGAUAAUGCUAACGAAUGGAAACGCCGCGCAAAACAGGCCUCCGCAGCCAUCACACUCACUGUCGAUGAGACCAACAUGAGCCAGAUCCGCAAACUCAAAGGGGAUCCGGUCGCAAUGUGGAAUAAACUCGAGUCUAUUCACAAUGCAAAGACAUCAGCGACCCGCUUCAAUGCGCUUGAGGCAUUCUUCACCAAGACGAAGGCCGAAGGAGAGCCUUUGGCGUCGAUCACAGCCGCCACCAAUGCCCUCGAGGAGCAAUUUAAAUCACUCUGGACGACAGACUACGAUGUAGACGCACUACUGAACGACCUCGCUAUGAUGUCAAGCCUCCGCAUGAUCCCGCCUGAAUCAAUUCACGUCCGAACUUCGCUACUCUGCCAGCCAAAUCUCACCCGAGAUGUAAUAGAUGCAGCUCUCGUCAACGAGGACAAUCAGCAGCGCAGGAACUCGCAGCCAGCCAUCGCACUCCGGGCAGCCACUUCCCAGCCCAUUACUUAUCGCAGUACACCUCCCCACUCCUCACGACCAAAGCCCACGGCCGCUGAACGCACACCAGGUGCCAUAUGCGAUCAUUGUGGCAAACGGAACCAUACAGCCGCCCAGUGCUGGUCGAAGGCUGAAGCGACUCGUCGCAAGCAAGAGGCCGCACGUGUUGCCAGCACUACAGACGGAUCAACUACUGUACCAAAUGCCCAUGCCGCUCAUGCAAGUACCCUCUCCUUACCAUCCACGGCUAGAUCUGACCUGAACGCCGACACAGGGGCUACUCGGACAAUGAUGAGUGACGAAAGUUACUUUACUAUGCUCCGCCCCUUGGUCAGGUCGAUCAAACUGGCCAAUGGUGAAAGGAUCUUCUCCACUGGAGAAGGGGACGUUGUGUUUCAGCCGUGGAUAGAUGGUUACUUUAGUUCUGAUCUCGUUACUUUCCCUAAUGUCCUCUUUGCUCCCGACUUACAAUCGAAUCUCGUCUCAGUUCUCUCAAUGGCACGCAAAGAAGGAUAUGACAUUCGCAUUAAUCCGAAGCAAAUGGAGUUCUACCUUGAUGGUAAACUCCAAAUGACAGCUCGUAUCGAUGACGACUGCGUUGCUUACCUUAAUGGACGCGUUCUCACAUCCGAACAAGCGCAUGCUGCCAGUACACUCAAACUUGACCGAGAGCUAUGGCAUCGACGCCUAGGCCACUAUCAUCACGAUGGAGUUGACACUCUUAUCCGUCAUAAUCUGGUUAAUGGAAUCAAGCUGGACUCCAAUGCAAAGCCCGACCCUAUAUGUGCUCCAUGUAUCGCAGGGAAACAGACUCGAGCCCCUCACACCACGCCCGCAACUCGAGCUACAACUCCAUUAGAUCGUGUCUUUAUUGAUCUUAAAGGCCCAAUCAAUGUCGAGUCCAUGCCGCACCGUGCCAAGUACUGGAUGGCCAUGGUAGACGAUGCAUCUAAUUUCGUCACGCUGUCACUUCUUCACUCAAAAGAUGGGGCGUUCAGAGCAUUCUGCGAGUUCCAUAAGCUCGCUGAGAAUCAGACCGGCCAGCACUUGGUACACCUGCGAGACGAUAAAGGUGGCGAGUUCAGUGGGAAAGAGUUUGAACAGUACUGUAUCUCUGCUGGAAUUACAAGGGAACGCACCAUAGUUGCCACACCAGAGCAAAAUGGACGGGUUGAGCGAGCAAACCGAUGGAUAGCUGAAGGGACAAUUGCUAAACUCACAGAAGCAAAUCUUCCACCAUCUUUUUGGGGUUUUGCUGCCCUUGCCACUGUCCAUGAGUUCAACCGUGCCCGUGUUCACAAUGGAAAGACGCCAUAUGAACACUGGCAUGGUGAAACUCCCAGUGUCGAUCAUCUUCGAGUAUUUGGAUGUCUCGCCUAUGUCUUUGUCCCAAAAUCACAGCGUGAUGCUCUCGAUUCGCACACUGACAAGUGUAUCUUCGUUGGGUAUCCAUCCGACCGCCCUGGCUGGGUGUUCUGGAACCCACAGACACGAAAGAUUAUACACAGUGACAGACGACCUGUACCUACACCUAUACCACCUGAGCCUGCACACGAGCCUGUCCCUCCACCAGCACCAGCUCAAGCGCAACCUAAACCCACAGCUCCGGCGCGACUGAGUCGUGAGCUUCGAGCACUCACUGACAAAACCAAUUUCGAGAAGGCUCCUACAAAUCUACCAGCGCGACGACACACAGUUGCGCGUCAGCCAGGCACUUUGACUGAAUCUGAUUCGGAUCUCGAAUUAAAUGAGAGUUUCGAUGAAGAUAACGUUCAAUUAGCCACAGAAGAUGCAUCCCUACCCUCGACUUCCAGCUCUUAUGUGCCAACUAAAGCUCGACGCUGGAGACCCAAGCCCAACUUCGAAGCGCCUGACCAUAUCCUGAUUCCCAUUGUUGAUGGUGUUGAAGCUGCUUUAAACACAUCUACAAUCCGCGAGCCAACAACACUGGGAGAAGCUCUGAAACGCCCUGACGGCGACAAGUAUGUCCAAGCGGCUAUAGAAGAGGUCAGAGCUCACCUGGAAAAUGGCACGUGGAAGCUUGUGCGACUCCCACAAGGCAAAAAGGCUAUCGGCUCACGUUGGGUAUUCAAAAUCAAACGUGAUGCUGACGGGUCUAUUAGCAAAUACAAGGGACGCAUUGUGGCCAAGGGAUAUGCACAGCGAGAGGGAAUCGACUACACAGAGACCUUUGCACCGACGGCUCGCUUUGGCGCCCUUCGCACCAUCAUAGCACUUGCAGCACUCGAAGACUGGGAGCUAGAGUCAGUAGACAUAUCCACCGCUUUUCUCAAUGGCGAGAUUGAUGCGGAGGUCUACAUGAGAAAGCCAGAAGGAGUUGAGUUCGAGGGCUAUGAAGGUACAAGCUGGGUGCUUCAACUUCUAAAGGGUCUCUAUGGAAUCAAACAAGGUCCUCGAAUCUGGUCUGUGAAGCUACACGCUGUCUUAUCCGAAAUUGGAUUCAAACGUCUCGAAAGCGACCACAGUGUCUUCAUCUAUGAACGUGACAGUGUGAAGAUCAUUGUACCAGUCCAUGUUGAUGACUUACUGCUUGCAUCAAAGUCAUCCAAAGCCAUCCAAACGGUAAAGGAUGAGCUCAAAGCACGCUUCAAGAUUCAUGACCAAGGCCCUACCUCAUUCCUACUCGGUGUCAAGCUCGAGCGCAAUCGCCAAUCCCAUACAAUCUCCCUCUCUCAACCUGCGUACAUCGAACAGAUCCUUGAAGCCUAUGAAAUGAAGGACUGCAAUGGCGCUGACACACCGAUGAAAGCCGAAAUGCAAGCUAUACCUUAUCGAGAAGCUCUUGGAAAGCUCAUAUACCUUGCAACGGCCACUCGCCCCGACAUCUCAUAUGCAGUCGGAGUUCUCUGCCGGUUCAGCGAGAAUCCUGGACAAGCACACUGGCUAGCUCUCAAACGAGUACUACGAUAUCUACGCAAAACGACUAAUUACAAGCUCACCUACGGCCUCAAACCGGAAUCCGACGAGCUCUUCACGACGCACAGCGACGCCGACUUGGGUGGGAAUGCUGAUAACACGCGUUCGACAGCCGGAUUUGUCAUGUCAAUUGGUGGCGGCGCUGUGAUGUGGAGUAGCCGACUCCAGCGCCACACGUCGCUCUCGUCGACGGAAUCGGAGUAUACAACAGCCUCCGCCACCGGGUGUGAGAUGAUCUGGAUGCGCGCAUUCCUUGACGAAAUUGGCUAUGACGUUGCGUCGACUCCAUCCACUUUAUACGUCGACAACGCCUCUGCUAUCCAGGUCGCAAAGAACCCAGAGCACCAGUCGACAAUGAAGCAUGUUCACCGGAGCUUCAACUGGAUCCGCGAGCGGGUUGCCAACAAUGAAAUCCGCGUCGCUCACGUCCCUGGAGCUGUCAACGUUGCCGACAUCUUCACCAAACCACUAGGCCGCAUCAAAUUCGAACAGUUUGUCAAAAUGCUUGGUAUUAUCCCUCAUCCACAUGCCCAUCCAUGA